GCACCUUCCUUCCAGUCUCCGGAACGGCUGCGACUUAACAACCGCGUUGUUUUGAAAGCCGCUGCCGCAGCCUGGGCGCCCGAGCUGCGGUGCGGGGCUUCAGCCACCCCGGCCCCCGGCCGCCCCCUGGGGCUUGCGCCUGCCCUGCCGCGGGAUUCGGGGAGCCUCGCGGGGGCGCUCCGGAGCGUCGCGGCUGUCCCGGGCUCCCAGGCCCGGAGCCGGGCGCCGUCGGAGGCCCACCCAGCCCGGACCCGCCCUCGGGGCCCGCCCGGCAGAACCUCGCCAUGCCGCCGGCCGCCGCGCUGCUGGGCCCGCUGGCCGGCCUGGCGCUGCUGCUGCUGCUGCUGCGGGCGCGGCGGAGGCGCGCCUGGAGCCCCCGCGCCUGCCCGCUCGACCUGCGCGGCAAGACGGCCCUGGUCACCGGCGCCAGCAGCGGGAUCGGCAGAUGCGUUGCUCUUGACUUGGCGCGCAGGAACGCACGCACCAUCCUGGCCUGUCGGGACCAGGAGAGGGGGCAGGCCGUGCUGGAGGAGAUCCACGGGGCCACCGGAAACCCCAACGUGCAGCUGCGGAUCCUGGACGUCAGCUCCUUGGCCUCCAUACGAGAGUUUGUUCGGUGCUUCUUGCAGGAGGAGGGGCAGCUGGACAUCCUAGUCAAUAACGCAGGAGUCACAGGCUUGCCCUUCAGGCUCACUGCCGAGGGCUUGGAGCUGACCUUUGCCACCAAUUUCCUGGGGCCCUUUCUGCUCACCAACUUGUUGCUGGGUGCCUUAAAGGCCUCCACCCCUGCGCGGAUCGUCAAUGUGUCCUCCUUUGUGCACCACAAGGGAACCGUGAAUAUCAAGUUCCUGACUGGCGAGGAGCGUCCCAAAAGCUCCGCCCAGGCCUACAACAGCUCCAAGCUCAUGAACGUGGUCUUCACUGCUGAGCUGGCCCGCAGGCUCCAGGGGACAGGAGUGACGGUCAAUGCCCUGAACCCGGGAGUUGUCAAGACAGGCAUCAUGCGCCAUUUCCACUGGGCCGUCCGCCUCUUAUUCAGCAUUUGCGGGAUCUUCAUGAAGUCAGCAGAACAGGGUGCUGCCAGUACACUGUACUGUGCCAUCUCCAAGGAAGUGGAGGGCAUCUCAGGCAAGUACUUUGAAAGCGACUGCAGCUUGGCACUGCCUUCAGACUACGCCCAAGACACAGGCAUCGCCCGCAAACUCUGGGAUGCUUCGGAGCAGCUGACGGGCCUCGAUAAUGGCGGGAGUCGCGGGACCAAGUGACAGCACAAGCCAGCCCCUCUCCCCUCAGCUGGGGCUUCUUCUGGGCCAGCCGAUUCUGCUGUGCUCGCCUGCUACCAGGUAGGCAGAGACACGCUCUGCAGGGAACUGCCUCUUUGGAAAGGGGCUUGGAGGGGGCUGUUGGUUCAAAAGGCUCUCACUCAUUCAUGAACCAGUGGCUCUGGCUGCACCGAGCACAUGAAGCCAGCGUUGCAACGUGAUUGCUUGCUUCCACAUGGGUUUCCUCCAAUUAAAAGCACAGCUUUUAGGCCCUCAAGUCCUGCAUGAGUGUUUUGAUAGAUAAGAAAUGGCCUACGCUGCCUUCUUCUGUAUAUUGGUGAUUGUGCUUAUCUAAUCAGCUCAAAAACAGAUUGAUUUUAAAUAAAGGUUUUAACCACUGCCUGAUUACA
This is a messenger RNA of Eublepharis macularius, 1672 nucleotides long. Its product is annotated as retinol dehydrogenase 14-like. Bases 285 to 1265 code for a protein of 326 amino acids. NCBI's taxonomy places the organism in Eukaryota, Metazoa, Chordata, Lepidosauria, Squamata, Eublepharidae. The transcript is spliced from 6 exons. The record is from RefSeq and is a predicted model, not a curated record.